GUUAUUUACGAGCCGUACCGUAUUGAGUCUGAAGGUGAGCUUCUCGUGGAAAGUCGUGUACUUUUCCCACUGAUCCAUGUAGGCCUGGAGGCCCUGGAAAUCCCGACAGAGGAUGUCCGGACGGAAGACGCUGGCCAUGAAGCGGCUAGUGAUGGCGCUACGCUCGCUGUCCGCCGAGUCGUAGCCGUGUACGAACUGCAAGAAAUACUCCCGCGUGAGAUCCAGCGCCGCAGCCGAGCUAUUGGCGCGCCAGAGCAACGUGGCAGAGUCGCGCAGCAGCGUUGAGCGCUCCAGUGACGCAAUAUGAGCCUGGAGAGAGCGGAUGGCGGUGUCUAAGGUGGCGUCGUCAGGUUCUGGCUCGGCUUCCACCUCGCGGCGUCUGGCUCUCGCAUCUUGGCGGCGUCUGGACGCGCAAUUACGCGGGUACGGUGGGCGGUGCCGCCUGUUGUUUCUGUUGGAAGCGUUCCUCUCCGAGGGCCGCUGGAGAUGCCGUAGCGUCACUAUGCGGGCGAAGCGACGCGCCAGGUACUGAACGACAUCCGAAUCCUGCGGCAGAUCUUCCUCAGACGGUGGCAACGGGCCAUGGAAGAGCGGCAGCAUGUGCGAUGGAGAUCGAUGACGACGUUAUGGGAGGAGGCUGCGGCUCUGGCGGCGAGCGGAAAUAAGAGUGGGCACCUUCGACCAGCGCAGCUUUACGCUGUCUACAGCUGAAUACUGACUGAGCUUCCUAAAGCUUCUCUUUAUCUUCGACGAGAAGCUUAUCGUGUGAGGGGAGACAACUGACGCCAGAUAGAGGAAUCACUGCUGCCCACGAGACAAGUGCUAAUGGCGAUAGGGUCUUCUAUCGACAUGGGAAAAACGUUUGUCAAGAAAGAUACUUGUACCUGCUUCAACAAACGCAUGACACUGUUUGCAACCUACGCUUCUCUAUAAUGCAUGGGCCCAGAACACACGCUGACCUCAGUCUCAUUUAAGGCGUGCACUGCGGUGGUGAUCAUAAUCUAGUAGUGGUCUCUCUCCUAAUUUCAUCUUCACCAACAUCGUCGAUACCCUCAGUCCGAUCAACUGUGGCUUGCAUGGGCUCAGUCGGUGCAUCAGCCACGUCGGCGCCUUCUUCUAUAUCAACGCUCCCAACGUCCUUCAGUGUUACUACAUCUCCACCAUUCACGAUCGCCUCUGGGACGAUAGCAAGGAAGCGCUGUCGUCGUAUCAGCCGUGCUCGUCGGACAGAAAUGUACCCCAGCACACAGCCGACAACGAUGACACAAGCGCCUACAACGAAUCCUAGUAAUGACAACGUUUUGGCUGUGAAUGGACCUAGAUUUGUCAUCGUAGCGGACGCUGUGGCAGACAUACCGGUCUCUUCUUCGAUCCAAAGAAUCGGCAGCCACCCUGCAGCAAGGUCGCUAUGCCAGACAUCAAGCACCUGACGGUCUUCAACUUGCGCUGUAAGCUGCCAUACGAGACGGCGAUGCACUACUGCACCCGUCUGGGGAUCGAUAUCGAACACGGACGACGCUGCGUCCGAGGACGAACUGCUUUGCACCAUCAGUGGCAAAUCAUCGUACAAGAAACUUACGUUGAGACUGGGAGUGGUCGGUGCCGACGUAGAUACGACUCCAGUCGGGAGUCGAGAAGGCAACGUCCAAUUCAUGACGUAGCGCAUCAUCGACUUGCCGAAGCGAGUCGUACUGCUGUCGAAUGUGAUCUGAGCCACACGGCGAGCGUAUCCCCAGUAAAAGUAGAGCUUCUGAGGUGGGAAUUCGACCGAGGUAACCGAGUUCUCACCCUGACCUAUGAGUACUGCAGUUGUGAACUGCGAGCCAUCCGUCACUCGAACUGCGCUAAGCUCCACUUUUUCACCCCAUGCGUUCAUGAGUGUAGAGCUGUCCACCGCUACAAGACGACCCACCACGCUCUUGCCCUUCCUGUAUAGAGCUGCGUUAUCCUCCAGUGGAACUACGAGAUCAAACGUCGAGGCUCCACGCUCCAUUGCCGUUGAAUUGGACCACAAUGGCGUUUCAUUGGGGGAUUCAUCUGCCUCGCUUGGCGGUGAAGCGAAUAGAAUCUGAGAUACCAUUAACGCAGCAAAAUAUCCUCCGAUCGGAUACGUUAACGAUGUCGAGAGAGCUGCUUCUUCACGGGGUGGACUGGGGCGUAACCCGAGGAUACUCGGUUCAUAUUCAAACUUCGUAGCUACAUACAGCAAGUACGCCUGCAGAUCCUGUACGAUGCUUACAGGUUUGUCGUGCAAAUCUUGUAGUCCAGGUAGCUGUAAGUACACUGCACUCGACCCAACACCAGCCUCCCCCGUUCUGUCCACACAAACCUGUUGCUUCUCUUGAUCACUCCAGUCACUAUCAUAGGCUUCAACUACAGUCUUCAUCAG
Molecule: messenger RNA, 2389 nt
Organism: Phytophthora nicotianae INRA-310
Lineage: Eukaryota; Oomycota; Peronosporomycetes; Peronosporales; Peronosporaceae
Exons: 1
Coding region: 1409-1936 (175 amino acids)
Source: RefSeq, a predicted model, not a curated record